CAUUCCUCUUACACUUUGAGAAGGACAGCCAACACCAUAUAUUACUACAUCAAGCAAAUUUCUAUAAAUAUUACCAUCAACAAUAUCCAUCACAUAUGCUUCCUAAAAUGAAGCCCUCUCUACUUUACACUCUUUCUUUCACUCUCUUAUUUCUUUCUACAUCUCUCUCCGAAAGGUGCAAUGCAAAUGACAAAAAAGCUCUCCUAGAAAUCAAGAAAGGGCUGGGCAAUCCCUAUGACUUGCUCCAAUGGGAUCCCAAAACUGAUUGUUGUGAUGAUUGGGCCAAGGACACUCUAUCAUGUGAUGACGAUACAAAUCGUGUUAAUUCCCUAAGCCUCACCAAAAUUGAGGACGCCGGCCACCUCUUACCAGCCAUUGGAGACCUCCUGUAUCUCAAACAGUUGGACAUCACCAAAGUACGCAAUCUUUCAGGUCCAAUUCCACCUACAAUAGCCAAGCUCACAUAUCUCAGAUCGUUGAAAAUCACUCAAACAAACAUUUCAGGACCUAUCCCUGAAUUUCUUGGUGAGAUGAAAAACUUAACAUACAUCAACUUGUCAGAAAACAACCUCAUUGGUACAAUCCCUCCUUCACUUGGCCAACUGUCAAAUUUAUUGUAUCUUCGCUUAGACAGGAACAAACUCACUGGACCAAUCCCAGAAUCAUUCGGAAAAUUAGGCCCAAAACUCGAGUUUCUUUACCUUGGAGGUAACAAACUCAGUGGAGUUGUACCGAGCUCUUUUACUGGUUGGAGCUUUGAGACACUCGACUUGUCCGCAAACAAGCUUGAAGGAGAUAUUUCUUUCUUGUUUGGGAAAGAUUCGAAUACAUUUCAAUUGUAUUUGUCUCGGAAUAAGUUUGAGUUUGACUUCUCAAAGUUAAAGUUUGGGAAGAAUUUAGUGAGUUUGAAACUGAACCAUAACAAUAUUUACGGGGGAUUUCCAUCAGGGUUUGAAAAGAGACCAUGGCAGGAGUUCAAUGUGAGUUACAACAAUCUAUGUGGGAAAAUUCCGCAAGGUGGAUACAUGAUUAGAUUUGAUCUCUAUUCAUAUGUACACAACAAAUGCUUGUGCGACUCUCCGUUGCCACCCUGUAAAAUGUAAAUCAUGAUAUUCGUAUUUCAAGAUUUCUCUUUGAAUGACAA
This is a messenger RNA of Lycium ferocissimum, 1144 nucleotides long. RefSeq names its product polygalacturonase inhibitor-like. Gene Ontology annotation, molecular function: protein binding. Bases 96 to 1103 code for a protein of 335 amino acids. The transcript is spliced from 2 exons. The record is from RefSeq and is a predicted model, not a curated record. NCBI's taxonomy places the organism in Eukaryota, Viridiplantae, Streptophyta, Magnoliopsida, Solanales, Solanaceae.